Neopsephotus bourkii (Bourke's parrot) is the source of this 1117-nucleotide messenger RNA. RefSeq names its product WW domain-containing oxidoreductase-like. The record is from RefSeq and is a predicted model, not a curated record. Lineage: Eukaryota; Metazoa; Chordata; Aves; Psittaciformes; Psittacidae. The transcript has 4 exons. The annotation marks the transcript as partial.
UUGUUCCAGCAUAAAGCCAAGGUAGAAGCAAUGACCUUAGACCUUACUUCUCUUCAGAGUGUGCAGCACUUUGCUGAAGCAUUCAAAUCCAAGAAUGUGCCUCUCCACAUCUUGAUCUGCAAUGCUGCCGUGUUUGGUGUUCCCUGGGUCUUGACGGAGGAUGAGCUGGAGUCCACCUUCCAGGUGAACCACUUGGGACACUUCUACCUUGUCCAGCUUCUGGAAGAUGUUUUACGCCGGUCAUCUCCUGCUAGGGUUGUGGUGGUGUCCUCCGAAUCACACAGAUUUACAGAAAUUAAAGACAACUCUGGAAAACUCGAUUUCAGCCUGCUUUCUCCAUCUAAAAAGGAGUAUUGGGCUAUGUUGGCCUACAAUCGUUCCAAACUUUGCAAUAUACUGUUCUCCAAUGAGCUGAACCGACGCCUUUCUCCCCAUGGGGUGACGUCUAACUCAGUCCAUCCUGGAAAUAUGAUUUACUCCUCCAUUCAUCGUAACUGGUGGGUGUAUACCCUGCUGUUUACCUUGGCUCGACCCUUCACCAAGUCCAUGAGCAGGAGAUGGAAGUAUUCAAACGAAUUAAAGGCCCGUGUGAAAUACUGCCUCCCACUGCUGCUCGCUGUCCCAGAACUUCAGCGAAAGACAUCACGGUUGCUGGAAAUGGUGAAGAUAUUUCCCUUACAUGGGAGGAAAAGCUGUGAAAAAGAAGUUUUUGACAGGAGAGAAAGCAAAAGACUUAAGGAAUAAAAAUACAAGUGCAUGAUUCUUUUGCAAAUAGCCCAGUAUCUGGAUAGUUGACAAAAAGUGGUAGAGAAGAGCUAGAAGGGUUGUUUGCAAAAACAGAUGACAUCAGAAAUUUCAUUGAAGAUAGAUUAGUUUUUACUGGUAUAGUUGAACAACACAUAUCCUACUCUCCAGAUGCCCCCUGUGCAAUAACAGAGUUCAAGUGCAGGAUAUAAAGAAGAAACCAUUCUGCUUAACUGUGAUCAUUUGAAGAGUCCCUUGGCUCAAUCCAUCUUCUCUUAUCUGUCCAGCCCCAAACCUGGGAGCAGAGAGUAGUGAUGGCACUAAUGUCUGGAUUUAUCUUGCAAAUCAGUGAGCAAUAAAAAGAUUUUUAGUA